GCAGCAGCAGCAACUGCAGCAGCAGCAACUGCAGCAGCAGGAGCUGCAGCAGCAGCAACUGCAGCAGCAGCAACUGCAGCAGCAGCAACUGCAGCAGCAGCAACUGCAGCAGCAGGAGCUGCAGCAGCAGCAACUGCAGCAGCAGCAACUGCAGCAGCAACAACUGCAGCAGCAGCAACUGCAGCAGCAGCAACUGCAGCAGCAGCAACUGCAGCAGCAGCAACUGCAGCAGCAACAACCGCAGCAGCAACAACUGCAGCAGCAAGAGCAACAGCAGGCUCUCCCGGAUACGACGGAUGACCUCGCCUUUGCUAUUUCGCUGCUGCUGCAGGAGGGGCAGCAGCAGCAACGAUCGCUGCUGAUGGUCCCGCCAGGCCACGAAGCAGAUCCAAAGACGCUGAAGCAGCAGCAGCUGCUGCUGCAGCAGUUGCAGCAGCUGCAGCAGCAGCAGCAGCAGCAAAGUGACGACCUGGAUCCGAAGCAACUUCUUCACGAACAAACAGUCUUCCUAGCGGCACUGCAGCAGCAAGACCUGCAGCAUCCACCUCUGCUGCUGCAGAACCAGCAGCAGCAGCAGCAACAGCAGCAGCAGCAGCAGCAGCAGGCUGGCUUUGUGCCAUGCACGCGAAGCAACAGCACGUGCGGCCGCACGACGAGCAUUUCAGGUAUGUCUGCAGCUCCGGUGGGCACCAGCAGCGGCGACAGGAGCAGCAGCAGCAACAGCAGCAGCAGCAGCUGCCAAGGGGACCAAGUGUUUGAUCUGCAGCUGCAGGCACUUCUUGCUGAAGCCAAAGGCGUUGGUUGGAACUACGAUUUAAACGACUUAGCUGUGUCGCAGCAGCAGCAGCAGCAGCAGCAGCAUGCGCUGCAGCCGCUGCAGAUCUUGCCGAACAGCAGCGGCAGCACGAGCAGCAGCAGCAGCAGCAGCAGCUGCAGCAUGGUCGACAGAGCAGCAGCACACCUGGAAACCCUCCCCAGACUGGGGUCACUGAGCAGCGCGGAUCACUGCACUGAUGCUACAGACGCACCAAGCAGCAGCAGCAGCAGCAGCUGCUGCUGCAGCAGCAGCAGUAGCAGCAGCAGCAGCCAUCAGGCUGCACAGAUAAACCAGGGCAGCGGCGGAGAUAGCAUUGGCGCCGCAGCAAGGUGGGCGACGGCCACCACAGGCAGAAGCAGCAGCAGCAGCUGCAGCAGCUGCUGCUGCAGCAGCAGCACCCCAGGCCAGAGGCUUUCUCGUAAGCAGCGGCGGUUGUUGCGCCAGCAGCAAGCAGAGGAGCAGCAGCAGCAGCAGCAUCCGGCGCAGCAGCAGCAGCAGCAGAAGCAAGGACAGCCGAAGCAGCAGCAGCAGCAGCAGCGGCUGUCCAAGUGCAGCACGAGUGAGCACGAGGGCUCUCGCUACGGCCCCGCCGACUGGGGCCGCCAGCACUACCUUCAGCAGCAGCAGCAGGAGCAGCAGCAGCAGCAGCAGCAGCAGCAGCAGCUGUUCCUGCAGCAGCAGCAAAUGGGCGUUUGCUAUGUCCCUGGAGUGCAUGCAACUCAGCCCCUCCCAGGGGUGUCUUGGCUGCUGCCGGGGCCCCCGGGGCCCUCCCCCAUAAUUGUGGGGGCCCCCUGCAGCACUUUGCACUCAGCUGCGCAUUCGGGGCCCCAAGCAGCAGCAGCAGCAGCUGCUGCUGCUGCUGCUGCUCCCACCACUGCUGCUGCUGCUGCAGGCGCUGCUGCUCCCCCGAGCUACUAG
Molecule: messenger RNA, 1735 nt
Organism: Eimeria necatrix
Lineage: Eukaryota; Apicomplexa; Conoidasida; Eucoccidiorida; Eimeriidae
Product: zinc finger (C3HC4 type RING finger) protein, putative
Exons: 1
Source: RefSeq, a predicted model, not a curated record